GGAAGAUGUCCGAGCUGCUCUACCUAUAUGCUUGAUGAUACAUGAAAGUGACGACAUCCCGGCCAGUUCCUACCACAACCAUCCUGCAUUCUAUAGCAGCAGCGGCCUAUGCCCAUUCAGCUAUGACUUCAGCCCCUGCCUCGACUUCCAAAAUCAGCUGUUCCAAAUUCUACUUCGAGUGGAAAGGCCAUGGCAUCGACGACCUUGUCAAGUUCCGCGAUAUAACGCUUUCGGAGCGACCAGGCAAGCCCAUCAUCUAUCUCGCGGGCGACUCUUCCCUGGACAACAAAUAUUGGGUAAACAGGAGUAUUGGUGAUAACCAAGAGCAGGUCCCGGAGAUUUAUCGCAAGGCACUCAAAGACCCUGUCGAUCCCAAGCCUGAUGUCGCGUAUUGGACGAACCAUUUUCUUGCGGAUCGCGCUACAUGCAUCAACACGGCAGUCGAGGAGUCGAUGCUACGCGAGCGUGACAACACGCUACUACCCCACGACGAGUUCAUCCGCGACAACAUCCGCGCCAACGACAUUCUCAUUGUCAGCGUCGGCGCAAACGACGUCGCCUUGAAGCCCAACACCUUGACAAUCCGCCACAUGCUAGAACUCGCCUGGCUCACGCCGCGAAGGUCUCUUGAAAACGGAACUGCGAACUCUCUCUCGUACUUCAAACACAUGUUCGGCGCCCAGAUUCAAGAUUACAUUUCUCGCCUUACAGCCAAGACUAAACCCCGUGCUGUGAUUGCGUGCAUGAUUUACUUUCCCCUCGAGUCCGGGCUUGGCCAGACGAGUUGGGCGGAUACGCAGCUCAAGGCUCUGGGCUACAAUUCGUUUCCUGGACAGCUGCAGGCGGCCAUACGUGCAAUGUAUGAAAUUGCAACAAAGAAGAUACGAAUCGAGGGGACGCACGUGGUGCCGUGUGCGCUGUUUGAGGUGCUGAAUGGGAAAGACGCGGGUGAUUAUACCGCGAGGGUGGAGCCGAAUGCAGCGGGUGGGAAGAAGAUGGCUGAGCAGUUUGUGAAGUUUGUUGAUGGAAUCCUUGGGGAUGGCAAUGCGUCGUAAGUGUGGAUGUUGAGGUGAGGUUGGAAGAGAGUUGUGAUUACUCACAUGUCUAAUCAAAUUCGGCAAUGGAUUUUCCAAAAGAAGAAAAAGUAUAGCAAGGGGCUAGAUGUCAAGGAUGAUUAUAUAAACAUUCGAGUAUGGAUCGGCA
Molecule: messenger RNA, 1203 nt
Organism: Exserohilum turcica Et28A
Lineage: Eukaryota; Fungi; Ascomycota; Dothideomycetes; Pleosporales; Pleosporaceae
Exons: 1
Coding region: 42-1055 (337 amino acids)
Source: RefSeq, a predicted model, not a curated record